Messenger RNA from Suncus etruscus (white-toothed pygmy shrew), 1083 nucleotides. It is a transcript of the gene CSTPP1, whose product is annotated as centriolar satellite-associated tubulin polyglutamylase complex regulator 1. The transcript has 9 exons. The record is from RefSeq and is a predicted model, not a curated record. The coding region runs from base 50 to 1045 and encodes 331 amino acids. NCBI's taxonomy places the organism in Eukaryota, Metazoa, Chordata, Mammalia, Eulipotyphla, Soricidae.
UGGUUCCGGAAGUAGGCGUCCUCCGCUGGGACGGUCGCCUGGACCAAGGAUGCUGAGCCCCGAGCGCCUGGCCCUACCGGACUACGAGUAUCUGGCUCAGCGACAUGUUCUCACAUACAUGGAGGAUGCAGUGUGCCAGCUGCUGGAGAACAAGGAAGAUAUUAGCCAAUACGGAAUUGCCAGGUUCUUCACUGAAUAUUUUAACAGUGUCUGUCAAGGAACUCACAUCCUCUUUCGGGAAUUCAGCUUCAUCCAGGCCACCCCUCACAACAGGGCUUCCUUCCUACGGGCCUUCUGGAGGUGCUUCCGAACAGUGGGCAAAAAUGGAGACUUGCUGACCAUGAAGGAGUACCACUGUCUGCUGCAGCUACUGUGUCCCGACUUCCCGCUGGAGCUCACGCAGAAAGCAGCCAGGAUUGUGCUCAUAGAUGACGCCAUGGACUGCCUGAUGUCCUUCUCUGACUUCCUCUUCGCCUUCCAGAUCCAGUUUUAUUACUCAGAGUUCCUGGAGAGUGUAGCAGCCAUCUACCAAGACCUGCUGUCGGGCAGGAACCCCAACACAGUGGUGGUGCCCACUUCGUCCAGUGGGCAACACCGACAGCGGCCGCCCCUGGGUGAAGCAGGCCUGCUGGAGGGUGUGGAGGCAUCUCUAUUCUCACAGCGCCUGGAGAGCCUGUGUGACAGGCACAAGUACAGCUGUCCACCCCCCGCACUCGUCAAGGAGGUCCUGAGCAAUGUGCAGAGACUGACUUUCUAUGGCUUCCUUGUGGCUCUCUCAAAGCAUCAUGGGAUCAACCAAGCCCUGGGAGCUUUGCCUGACAAAGCGGACCUGAUGCACGACCCUACCAUGGACGAAGAGCUGGAGCGGCUGCUAGCCCAGGUCCCCGGCCUGGUCACCCCAGUCAAUGCCGGCCCUGAGGUCAGCCACCUGCCUUCCCGGAACCUUCCCCGGUCUGGUUCCCCCUGGAGACCCCUCCACCACGCCCGCAAAGUGGACACAGAGAGUGACGGCUCCACCGAGGAGACGGAUGAAUCUGAAACCUGAGGCGAUCCCAUACAGCGCCCCCAUCCACCUGCCCCCCC